CGGAAGGGAAGGUGUUAUUGUCUCUUGGAUUUAAUUCUCAUAAUUUGACCUUCGACUCUUGCUUGCUCAAAUCCCAUAUCCUUUGUAUACAAAAUAUUGUUUUUUGACAAAACACGCUGUUUCGGCCUCUUAUGACUGGAAAUAAGCGCGCAAUUAUUUCUUAAAUCGUUUUAAGACUUGGACCAAAAGGGAAAAUGGUAAAUUACAAGAAGUUAAAAAAAUUGCUCAUAUGGAGUUGCAAACAAAAUAAAAAGGUGGGCAGUCAGUUGCCCACAGCAACCAGAAUGGCCGAGUUAGAAGAAAUCGAACCAGUUCCGUCCAUACUAUUGCCUUGCAGUUCAUGUACUCGUACAUUCCGUCCAGAAGCUUUAGCGAAACAUGCUAAAGUUUGUGAAAAAACAUUGAUGAAGAAACGUAAAAAGUUUGACUCGGCCAAACAAAGACUGCAAGGGACUGACAUAUUGAAUAUUCCAUCUACUUCCAAAAGCGGUAAAAAAGAAACUCCUGUCAAGAACGUAGUGCAGUCGAAGUGGAAAGACAGACAUGCUGACUUAGCCAGAACACUGCAAGCUGCCGCCAGGAAGAAAAGCGACCCUACUGUCCACAUUAAGCCAUCUGACCAUGAGCAGUGUCCCCACUGCGAGCGAUAUUUUGGCCCAAAGGCAUACGAUAGGCACACUGAGUGGUGCAAAGAACAACAGAUAAAAAUUAAAAAUUUUAGUAAUGUACAAAAUGAGGCUAGGGAAAGAUUGCAAGUUCGAACUAAGUACCGAGCUCCUCUAACUAGCAAAGUUUUAACAAGAGAUAAGUAUUUGCCGAGAAGUAGAGAUCCAAGUCCAAUGAGUGUACCGAAAAUUACAGAUGAAGCCCAGAAGUCAAAAAUGGCGAGUCCUUUGGAAAGAUCAAGUUCCUUGAGAGUUAGUGGCAGGUCGAGAACGGUUGUCGUAAAAAACCCUGUCACAUCUCCUAGAAUUCUUAAUGAGAAUAAAAUUACUCAUACUUCCUCUAUAAUUGACAAUCGAAAUGAGUCUAUGAGUGCUUCCUUACAUGAAAAAACAAAGCCGAAAAUGUACCCAGAGGCGACCCCUAAGAAGAAGAUGUUGGUGCCACCAAGAGUUACUGUACCAAGAAACAGACGUAUAAUUAAAGGGCAAUCUGGAUUUAAGCUGAACGAUACUCAGGUUAACCAUGAAAUUGAAGAACUGUAUGUUUCUUCGUGUGUCAUACAUGAACCAGCUGAAAAAGGUCCCUCAGAUAAUAAUCUUAGAAUCCAAGGAAUGGAAUAUUUAAAGGGAUCAGGCUACGUAAGUAGUGAUAGCAAUCUUUCAGGUAGCACCCAACAGAGCCCCACUUCGAGGUCAUACCUAGAUUCAUUUUUAGGGAGAAAGUAUAAAAGAAAAUUGCAACAAUUUUCUAAUAUCGAAACGAUAACUGCAAAUGAAAUUAAAGAUUUUGUAGAUAAAACGAUUGCCCGUAUUGAUGAGGAAGCAUCGCCAAAACCCAACGGCGUUGUAGGUCAAGAAUCUUAUACAAUCAUUUCGGGAUUAGAUAUACCUUUAUCUGAACCAUCAACCUGUCUCUUGGAUGAAGAUGAUUUAGAAGAAAAUAAAGAAAUUGAUGAGUGUAUGGCUGAAACGAUAGAAUGUAAUUCUGAAAUAGAUACCAAAAUAGAAACAGGUAACACCACCAAAACGAUUAUUUCAUACACACUACCAUAUUGGAGGGACAGAAUUCUCAACUUUGCUGCUAAACAGUUUAUGCAGUUCCUUAGAUGGAAAUCAAAACAAAAAGCGAUAUCUUAUACUGACGAAUCAUGUUCAAAUAUGCAAGAAGAAAAUAAAGACACCAAUUUUCAAUGCACUGAAACACGGAUUGAGAAAGGUGAUAGUUUGCACGAACCAUCAACAAGUGGCAGUUCUUCAGCUGUGAGCCCGAAUGAAUAUAUUUUCCGUGCAAUGGGUAGCACUUUCUGUGAUCCUGAAUUUAAAAUUAUUGAUUCUGUGACAGAUGAUUCCUAUUUAACUUCUUCAAGCAGUAGUUCUUGUUCUUGCGAUUCUUGUAGAAGAAAUCAAUCCUAUAUGGUUAAGAUCAAUAAGAUAACAGAAGUAAAAGAUGCUUUUACCAACAUGGAUUUGUUCGAUACCUACAUAGAAGCUCAAAACAAUGCUGAGUCUGCAAUUUUGGAAAAUGCAAAAAACGAAAAUUUAGAUACAAACCCCGACUUGGAAACAAGACAAGAACAACAACAGUUCAAUGGAGAAUGUACUGAAACAUCAAUUUGUGGUAGCAAUGCCACUGUUAAUCAUGAUAAUACAAAUUCUGAGCAAUCAGAAUUGUGCUGUAAUAAAUGUUUGCACUAUGUUGCAGCAAACAUAGUUGAAGAAGUUGUCGCAACAGCUCAAAUGUACAGUCUUACAGAAAAAAAUGUUGAUUUUUUUAAUGAGCAUUCCGACUGUUUGAACGAAUGCGGAUCAGAAAACUUGGAAGAACAAGAGGAUACCAUAUUGAAAACAAUUAAGUGUGAUACAUCAUCUAACAUGGACAAGUCAACUAAGUCAGAACUUAUUUCAAACUUUGAUUUGUUAUCUACCAAAUCUGAUUGCAAUACAAAUAAAUCAGAAAACACGGUUCAAGAAAUUCUUCCAGAUUCAAAAACUUUACAAAAAGAACGUUCAAACAUAUCAGAACCGGAUGAUAUUUUUGAUUUUUGGGAUGCCUUAUUCGUCAAUAAUAAUGAUUCUGCACCACCUUCCAGUUUAAGUCAGGACAGCGUUAAUGAAUAUCUAGAGAGCCAAGAAAGAUUCAAUUUCGCCGAGGAUAUAAUGGCAACAAAAUUAUCCGAGUUUCUUUCACAGGAGCCUGAAAGUCCAUCUGGACAGCAUUCAUUAAGUUUCAUGGAUGAACUUAAUUGGAUGUGCAGGCCCGAAUGUAAGGGGAAAUUGAGCAAGACACUUGAUGCGAAGCUAGUGCAGACUGAUUUGACAUCAUUCAAUGAUAUAUUUUUUCAAAACUUGAAAAAAGGAGAGUUGAGAAAAUGCACUCAAGAUAAUGUUAAUAAUGUAAAUAAAAAUAAUUUAGUUACAUGGACUGAAUUAGCAAAGAAAGCAGUGACAAAUCAUUGCAGUUCUCCUAGCAGUGAGAGUACACAAAGCCUGGAUAGAGAUAGCCUAGAAUUUGAUAAUUGCUAUUUUAUAGGAGACAACGCAAAAACUAAAGAGAAAGUUGAAAAUAACAAAAAUAAGAAUUUUAUUAGAAAAGUCAUUAAUCAUAAUGAUAAUAAUAAUAUCGAAAAUAAAUCACUUAUGCCAAUCGACAGCCUUGAAUUUGAAUCAUUUGCUGAAGAUGCUUAUACAAGCUCUGAUUGGGAUUGCAGCUCAUCGAACUGGCAUGAAGAACGUGACAACUUUACCGUUCACAGAAAAAAAGUCAAAUAUUACGAGACAAUUGAAUACAAGCAGGACAUGGACGAUUACAAGACGGUAAAGACAAGCAUUUAUGAGCUUCCGCCUUUAAAAACUGUGCCAAAACUCAAUUCGUCGAAAGAUUCGCAUAAACAGUCCACGCCCCAGUACCCCCCGAAUUUAGAAUCGAGCAAUUGGCCACACCACCAUAGGGUUUUGGAGAAAAAUAGAAUGAAACGGAAAUCUGGUUGCCUGAGUACUAUAAAGUUACCACCCUUAAAGAAGCCAAGCAGCUCUUCCUGUCUGACGAGAGCGGCUGGAGAAGGUGACUCUUUGAAAACCGAAGGUUCACGGUUUUGCCAUGAAUGCGGUUCGAGGUAUCCUGUGCCUAUGGCCAAGUUUUGUUGUAAUUGUGGGAUAAGACGAAUUGCACUUUAACAAACAAACAAAAAAAAAGUAUAAAAAAAUAAAGAUAAAAAUGUAUAAAAACUGAAAAAACAGAAAAUAAUGUAUGUAUUUCAAAUACAGAAAUAUGUAUAUAAACAAAUGUCUUAGAACUUAAUAUUGUAAACAGCAAUUUAGAGUAUUUUUUACUAAUCAAAACUUCUAAUUUUUAAGGUAAGACCUGUUUUAUUCAUUUUUUUGUUUCUUGAUGAUCUGUGGUCAUUAAUAAGGUAUGAGACUAUUUUCUCAACUUGAAUUGCAAUUUCACUUUCAGUAUUAAAUGGUUUUCGUUUUUGUGCAAUUAAGGUAAGAACUAGUCAAUCAGAAACCAAAACAAUGAAUUUUGAUAAUGAAUCUUGAAGAUAUCUUAAUAAAAUACGCAAAUGUACUUUUACCUAUAUGUAUGUUUUGUUUAAAGGUUAAAUUUUAUUUUACAACAACCACUAACAUUUAAGACAAAUGCUAAAACCAAAAUAUGUAUAUAAUAAUUUUGUUUCAUCUUUCUCUAGUCUUAAUUGUUUCAUAUUUUUAAACUUUGUUACCAUAAUUUUUGCAUGGUUGUCUAUGACAUCGAAAUUUGUUUUAAUUUUCAAUGAUUACUUACCAUCUCACUACCCUGUACUUAAGUGAGUUACUUAAUUGUGGAUCAUAAAGACUAAUUAAUAUUAUGUAUAAGGAAAUAAUUUAAUGUGCAGUUUUAUUAUUUUCAUCAUCAUAAUUUAUAAAAGAAAAAAAAACAGUUUUAUGUUAUCAAUUAUAUAACUGUGAUAAUGUUUUGUAUAUUUUUAAUAUGAGUUACAUUAUUAAAAAUACUGCACACGUCAUGUAUUUGUAUGCAUAGACUCUAUAUACAUUAUAAUUUAAAGUAAAAUACAAACGUGCCUUUGUUGCUCAA
Messenger RNA from Cimex lectularius (bed bug), 4740 nucleotides. RefSeq lists its product as uncharacterized. The coding region runs from base 195 to 3839 and encodes 1214 amino acids. The record is from RefSeq and is a predicted model, not a curated record. NCBI's taxonomy places the organism in Eukaryota, Metazoa, Arthropoda, Insecta, Hemiptera, Cimicidae. The transcript is spliced from 7 exons.